AGAGGGGCAGAGGAGUGAAGGGGACUGCAGUCCGAGAGGAGAUUUUGGGAGCUAGGACCCUAAACCUCGGGACGUGACGUUGGCCGAGAGAAAGCUUAGACUGCCAAGAUCUGCCACCGGCUCAGGGAGCGCAUUUAUCUAUUUGGGGGGAAAGGAAGGGAGAGAGGAGCGGGAGGGGGAGGAAGAGAGUUCAAGCCGAAGUGGAUGGAAGGGGACCGGGGUUUCUGCCGCUCAAGGAGCCGCGAGCCAGGGCGAUGGCGCUAAGGACGGCGCGGAGCAGCUGCGCUCCCGAGAACGCGUAUCCUCGCAGAGGACCAGCCGGCGACGGGAAGGUCUGCGCGGAGAGGAACCAACUUGUGGCUCCAAAAUGUACCCAACGCAGCUGGAAAUGAGAUCAAAGCUGCGGUUUCAUUCGAGAAGGAUGAGAGGAGCCAGCGAUUAGGGAUUUCUUUUUUUUUUUUUUUUGGUACCUCCUUCGUUCCAUUUUCUUUCUUUCCUUAUUACUAUUAUUUUUCUAAUUUGCCUACCACUCCGUUGAUCCCCUCACUUCGCCCUCCCUCUCUGAAAUAAAAGCCCAGUUCGAACUUCUUUCGCCGCGGCGCCCCCGGAUCCGCUGCUCGCUGAUGGAGGAGAAGGGGACCCGGGGGCUGGCAGGGGCCACCGGCGAGGGACCGCGUCACGCGUCUCCCCCGUCAUCCCGGCCCUGAUCGCCAAUUCCUGCAACACCUGGAGGAUCUGGACCGGGUGCUGGGGGUGGGGGCGGGGACAGAGGAACCGAAAGCCACUCCAAGCCUUAAAAAACAAAAAGAAAAAGUAGCGGGGGGAGGAAUGGGUUUCUCCUUGACAGCUGACGGAGCCUUGAAAUUUUCCUCCACUACCUCCGCCCCCGCCCCCGCCCCCGCCCCCCGCACUCCAUUUAACGUAAGAUUAUGAAAUUGCAGAGGCGGUGGAGGCAAGGAGUCAGGGUAUAACAGGGAGUUUGGAGGGAGAGGGGAAGGUGGCUGGCCGGGCGGCUGAAAUCAAAAAUCCAAUUGCGCACUGGGUUGUGAUGAGAAAUCUAAUCAGAUCUUUGGAGAAGGGGCCGACCGGAAGGGUGGCGAGUGGGGGGAGUUGAUCCCCAAAUUCUCCGACUGGGCAGGGGGUCGGGGAGAGGAACUGACGAUGUAAAAGGAGACUUUUUUGGUGGCGGUGGCGGUUGGGUGCCUUGCAAAAAUGAAGGAUGCGGGACGCAGCUCUCUCUUGGAACCGAACGCAGUGGAUAAACUGAUUGUGCAAGAGAGAAGGAAGAACGAAGCUUUUUCUUGUGAGACCUGGAUCUUAACACAAAUGUGUAUAUGUGCACACAGGGAGCAUUGAAAAAUGAAAUAAACCAGUGUCAGACCCGCGGGAGUUGGUGUGUUCCGACAUAAAUAAAUAAUAAUAAAACAGCUGCCCCCCUACCCCAAAGGAUGGUUGGAAAUGGAGAACCGAGGAUCCACAAAGAAAAAGUAUGUUUGUUUUUCUCUCUAAAGGAGAAAGUAAGCCAAGGAGAUAUUUUUGGAAUGAAAAGUUUGGGGCUUUUUUAGGAAAGUAAAGAACUGAUAUGGUGGUGUUUUCUUUUCUUUUUGAAUUUCCCACAAGAGGAAAGGAAAUUAAUAAUACAUCUGCAAAGAAAUUUCAGAGAAGAAAAGUUGACCGCGGCAGAAUGAGGCAUUGAUUGGGAGAGAGAAAGCAGCAGAGCACACUUGGAUUUGUGCCUAUGUUGACUAAAAUUGACGGAUAAUUGCAGUUGGAUUUUUUCUUCAUCAACCUUUUUUUUCUUCCUUUUGGUGUCAAGAUCAUGCGUUUUUGCUUGUUCUUAAUCACCUGGAUUUCCGUCUGGAUGUUGCUGUGAUCAGUCUGAAAUACAUGUUUAGAUACCCCAUUGGAAUGCAGUUUGACACAAUAAAAAAAACAUGCCAGCUAUCCCUGGAUUUUAAUGACAACACCGUCUUCACUAGUGGUCUUGGAUUGACAAACACGUUGCCUGUUUAUAGCGUAGAGACCGCAAUGGAGAGCUAGUUUAGAGACAGCCUUCAGGUUCCCAGCUUGACACCAGAGAUGACUCUCCUUGGAAUUCACUUCUCUUACUAUUUGAACUCCAGAAGGACCAAAACCAGAUAAAUUAUGAAUGUUGAACAAGAUGACCUUACAUCCACAGCAGAUAAUGAUAGGUCCUAGGUUUAACAGGGCCCUAUUUGACCCCCUGCUUGUGGUGCUGCUGGCUCUUCAACUCCUUGUGGUGGCUGGUCUGGUGCGGGCUCAAACCUGCCCUUCAGUCUGCUCCUGCAGCAACCAGUUCAGCAAAGUGAUUUGCGUUCGGAAAAACUUACGUGAGGUUCCAGAUGGCAUCUCCACCAACACUCGGCUGCUGAACCUCCAUGAGAACCAAAUCCAGAUCAUCAAAGUGAACAGCUUCAAGCACUUGAGGCACCUGGAAAUCCUCCAGUUGAGUAGGAAUCACAUUAGAACAAUUGAAAUUGGGGCCUUCAAUGGUCUGGCAAACCUCAACACCCUGGAACUCUUUGACAAUCGUCUCACUACCAUCCCGAAUGGAGCUUUUGUAUAUUUGUCUAAACUGAAGGAGCUCUGGUUGAGAAACAACCCCAUUGAAAGCAUCCCUUCUUAUGCUUUUAACAGAAUCCCUUCUUUGCGCCGAUUAGACUUAGGGGAAUUGAAAAGGCUUUCAUACAUCUCAGAAGGUGCCUUUGAAGGUCUGUCCAACUUGAGAUAUUUGAACCUUGCCAUGUGCAACCUCCGGGAAAUCCCUAAUCUUACGCCGCUCAUAAAACUAGAUGAGCUGGAUCUUUCUGGGAAUCAUUUGUCUGCCAUCAGGCCUGGCUCUUUCCAGGGACUGAUGCACCUUCAGAAACUGUGGAUGAUACAGUCUCAGAUUCAAGUGAUUGAACGGAAUGCCUUUGAUAACCUUCAGUCACUCGUGGAGAUAAACCUGGCGCACAACAAUCUGACAUUACUGCCUCAUGACCUCUUCACGCCCUUGCAUCAUCUAGAGCGGAUACACUUACAUCACAACCCUUGGAACUGCAACUGUGACAUACUGUGGCUCAGCUGGUGGAUAAAAGACAUGGCCCCCUCCAACACAGCUUGUUGUGCCCGCUGUAACACCCCUCCGAAUCUGAAAGGGAGGUACAUUGGGGAGCUCGACCAGAAUUAUUUCACAUGCUAUGCUCCUGUGAUUGUGGAGCCCCCAGCAGAUCUCAAUGUCACUGAAGGCAUGGCAGCUGAGCUGAAAUGCCGGGCCUCCACGUCCCUAACCUCUGUAUCCUGGAUUACUCCAAAUGGAACAGUCAUGACACAUGGGGCGUACAAAGUGCGGAUAGCUGUGCUCAGCGAUGGCACAUUAAAUUUCACGAAUGUAACCGUGCAAGAUACGGGCAUGUACACAUGUAUGGUGAGUAAUUCCGUUGGAAAUACCACUGCUUCAGCCACCCUGAAUGUUACUGCAGCAACCACUACUCCUUUCUCUUACUUUUCAACUGUCACAGUAGAGACUAUGGAACCUUCUCAGGAUGAGGCACGGACCACAGAUAACAAUGUGGGCCCCACUCCAGUGAUCGACUGGGAGACCACCAACGUGACCACCUCUCUCACGUCCCAGAGCACAAGGUCGACAGAAAAAACAUUCACCAUCCCAGUGACUGAUAUAAACAGUGGGAUCCCGGGAAUUGAUGAGGUCAUGAAGACUACCAAAAUUAUCAUUGGCUGUUUCGUGGCCAUCACACUCAUGGCUGCGGUGAUGCUGGUCAUUUUCUACAAGAUGAGGAAGCAGCACCAUCGGCAAAACCACCACGCCCCAACAAGGACUGUUGAAAUCAUUAAUGUGGAUGAUGAGAUUACAGGAGAUACACCCAUGGAAAGCCACCUGCCCAUGCCUGCUAUUGAGCAUGAGCACCUAAAUCACUAUAACUCUUAUAAAUCUCCCUUCAACCACACAACAACAGUUAACACAAUAAAUUCAAUACACAGUUCAGUGCAUGAACCGUUAUUGAUCCGAAUGAACUCUAAAGACAAUGUACAAGAGACUCAAAUUUAAAACAUUUACAGAGUUAUGGAAAACAAACAAUCAAAAAAAAGACAAUUUGUUAAAAAUGACACAAAUGACUGGGCUAAAUCUACUGUUUCAAAAAAGUGUCUUUACAAAAAAAACAAAAAAGAAAAGAAAUUUAUUUAUUAAAAAUUCUAUUGUGAUCUAAAGCAGACAAAAUUAUGUGUAUUCCUCAGAACCUGUUUUUGCUGCACUUAUUUACUAUUUUCCCACAUCUCGUCCCUGCCUUCCCCGAUUGCCAUAUUUUUCAUAGGAGAUCUCAAUUCCCUAAAGAACUGGUCUAGGAAAUUUUGUAAGAAUUCUGUUAUACUUUGAGAUUUUUAUGGUGAAUUCUAGUGGUGAGAUCCAGUCUAUUUUGUCUUUAUUGCUUUUUGUCCUCUUUUCUUUUUUUUCCCCCUCAUGCCCUUAUGAAGUAGUCCAAUGGGGAAUGCAUAUUAGAAAUAGAUUUUUAAGAGAGAACAAGGAAAAAAAUGCAAGAUCUUAUAUUUUUCUUGUAAUGACCUGUUCUGUAUUUAUGAGGAGGACCAUUCAAUGGAAAAGGGAAAAAAAAGUAAGCAAACAACAGAUUAAUUUACAUAUGAGCAUCUAUAAAACCCAUGAUCUUUUAAACAACUCUAGAACCAGAAUUUGUAGUUCAAAAGCUAAAAAUAAGAUUAUAAAUAAAAUAUUGUUGGUUUUUCUGUACCUGGACACAACUCAUUUGUAGUAUGGCUCAAAUGUGAGAAAC
This is a messenger RNA of Diceros bicornis minor, 4811 nucleotides long. RefSeq names its product leucine rich repeat containing 4C (gene LRRC4C). Gene Ontology annotation, molecular function: cell-cell adhesion mediator activity. Lineage: Eukaryota; Metazoa; Chordata; Mammalia; Perissodactyla; Rhinocerotidae. Gene Ontology annotation, cellular component: glutamatergic synapse; plasma membrane; postsynaptic density membrane. The transcript is spliced from 5 exons. The record is from RefSeq and is a predicted model, not a curated record. Gene Ontology annotation, biological process: synaptic membrane adhesion; modulation of chemical synaptic transmission; regulation of axonogenesis. Bases 2150 to 4072 code for a protein of 640 amino acids.